Messenger RNA from Achroia grisella, 3195 nucleotides. RefSeq names its product acetyl-coenzyme A transporter 1-like. The record is from RefSeq and is a predicted model, not a curated record. The coding region runs from base 104 to 1660 and encodes 518 amino acids. Gene Ontology annotation, molecular function: acetyl-CoA transmembrane transporter activity. Gene Ontology annotation, cellular component: membrane. NCBI's taxonomy places the organism in Eukaryota, Metazoa, Arthropoda, Insecta, Lepidoptera, Pyralidae. The transcript has 8 exons.
CUUAAACAACAUAUGAAUAGAAAUCAAUUAAAUAAUAUCUCAUUAUACUAUAUAUACUAAUUUUUAUAAAUCCAUUAAAAUUAAGGCGUUGAAAGCAAUUAUUAUGGCCGUCUCCAAACGUAAACGUUCAGACGAGAAAGAAGAAUUACUAGAAAUUGGAGACGCUGUUAACGUAGUUGGCAGUAGUAAUAUCAAAGGAGAUGAAUUAAAUAUUGCAGUUUUAUUAUUUCUGUAUACUCUCCAAGGCAUUCCUUUGGGUCUAGCUGGAGCUGUGCCUAUGUUGCUACAAAAUAGAGGCAUAACAUAUACUCAACAGGCAGAGUUUAGCUUUGUUAAUUGGCCAUUCAGUGUAAAACUAUUAUGGGCACCUAUUGUAGAUGCCCUGUUCUGGCCUAAAUUCGGUAGACGUAAAACAUGGCUUGUUCCUGUACAGUAUUUAAUUGGGAUUGUGAUGAUAAUUAUGUCCGGGAGUGUAACAGAUUGGUUGGGAUCAGAAAGUCAAGCACCAUCAAUGAUGAUCCUUACAAUAUCAUUCUUAUUUCUCAAUUUUUUGGCUGCCACUCAAGAUAUUGCUGUUGAUGGCUGGGCCCUUACAAUGCUUAAAAGAUGUAAUGUUGGACAUGCAUCUACUUGCAAUACAGUUGGACAGACAGCUGGCUUCUUCCUUGGCUAUGUAUUGUUCUUAGCUCUCGAAUCUCCAUACUUUUGCAAUAAAUAUCUACGUGCAGAACCACUGGAUCAUGGUCUUGUCACACUGUCUAGCUUUCUAUUUUUUUGGGGCUGGAUGUUUAUAAUAACAACAACAUUCAUUGCAUUGUUAAAACACGAAGCAAAUGAUAUGGCCAAUACUAAAGAGAAUGAAGUAAAAGGCAUUAGUGAUAUAGUCAAUGCCUACAAACAACUAUAUACUAUUGUGAAAUUGCCAGCUGUCCGAACAUUGGCUUUGGUUUUAUUUACAGCCAAGCUUGGUUUCUGUGCUAGUGAUGCAGUCUCCGGAUUGAAGUUGGUUGAAGCUGGAGUACCACGUGAAGAUUUGGCUUUACUUGCAGUACCUUUAGUUCCCGUUCAAAUUAUAAUGCCUGUGAUCCUUGCGAAACACACCACUGGUCCGGUCCCACUGUCCCUGUGGCUCCGAGCCUUUCCUCUUCGGUUGCUAGUGGGGCCGCUGGCUGCGGCUCUAGUCGCUAUCACGCCGAGUCUACUUGGAAAUUCUGGUCCUACGUACUCCUAUCUGUUUAUUUUGAUGAUGUUAUAUGUUUUCCAUCAGACAUGUUUAUAUUGUAUGUUUGUGGCCGUAAUGGCAUUUUUUGCAAAAGUAUCGGAUCCGGCAGUCGGUGGGACCUACAUGACCUUACUAAACACUGUGUCCAAUCUUGGCACCAACUGGCCCAACACACUUGCACUUUGGGCCAUAGACCACUUAACUUUUAGGUCCUGUUCAUUAUCAGAACUAAGUGAUAAUACUUGUUCAACGAAAUUGGAAACAGAGCUUUGUAAAUCAAAAGGCGGCUCGUGCGACAUUAGAAUAGAUGGUUUCUACAUAGAGACUGUGAUUUGUCUAGUGCUUGGCUUCGUGUGGUUACAAUGGGGACGACCAACAAUCAACCGACUACAACGACUACCGGCGACCGCCUGGCAGAUUAGUAGGUUCGACAGAUAAGACUGAAAGGUAUACAUUACUUUUAAAUUGGAAUAUGCUAAUAUAAAAAAUACAGCGUCAAUGAAACCUUGCAGAUAGUUUAAUUUUCGCAAGAUAAUUCAGUAUACUUAGUUAUAUACAUUUGUAUAUUUAUGUAAAUAUGUAUAAAAUGAAACAAUUCUGAUAAACUUAUGAACCAUUCCAUGUUUUUCUCUCAGUUGAUUGUGUAGACAGUAAUAGAAAUAAGUGUGUGACUACUUUUGAUGAUUUGUCUUAUUAGAUACAGUCAUAUUAUGUGUUCUUAGACUAUAAAAAAAGAAGACGUCACAGUAUAUAUCAAUAAAAUUUAUAAAAAUACGUCAUCCGUGACUUUAUCCGUUUUUUUUUUUAAUAUAAAAUGUCUUAUGUCCGUCCUGGUUAUAUAAUCUAUUUUUAAAUAUUAUUAAGAUCCAUUAAUGACUGACCAUUAGUCAUGAAAAUGUAACAAACAGAACACUUUCUCAUUUAUAAUAUUAAUAAUAUGAAUAAUACAGUAUCAAUAAAAUCUCAGGUAGUAUAAUAUACUAUCACCUGGAGUUGUAUCGAAUAUUUUUUGCUACACGUUUCCUUUUUUUCUAUGGUCUUAGUAGAUGUGUGGUGUUGUGAGAUUUUGUUGAUUAAUAUUUAGUAUAGGUAAUCCGUAUAAUUUUAUUGUUUACAAUGUUGUGUUGUUUAUUAUGACUGAAUUAUAUUUUACGUAUGUUAUGGAGUACAAAUUUGUGUUUUUAUGUAAUAUAAUUUAUUUAUAAUUAUACACAUUUGUCAAAAAGCAGGGAAUAAGACAACAAUGUCAGAAUAAUUUCUUUAUGUACACAUCAAUAUUUUAAAUAUAUGUAUAAUUAAAUACACAACAAUGCCUUAGAAUUUUUCUAUAGACAUUUUAAUCCUGCUCUUAGUACACGAAUCUAAUUAUAUUUUUUAAAUAAACAUUCGUGUAUGUAUAAAUUACCAACAUUAACGACCUGUCAAAUACAUUUGCCAAUAUAUAUUUUGGAUAAUUAAAAGUAAUUAACAUUAUAAUACUUUAUAAAAACGGGAUAUGUACUGCUCACAGGACGAGUGGUCGACUAUGACCAGGACAUUCUUAACGGCGUUGAAAUAUCGGAAGGUAUAAAUAAUAUAAUAUUAUCAUGGUAAAUAUCCCGUUUAUAUAAUUUGAACAAUUUUAAACAACCAAAAUAUUAAACAAAUCUAAAUGAAGUAUUUGUAAAUUAGAUUUGAUUGGAAGAACAAUAAUUUAAAAGAACCAGUGUACAUGAACUGUUACGUUAAAACAAACUAGCUAUAAUAUGUUUGUGCUCAACAUUAAAGCUAUUAACAUAAAUAUAAUAAUAUCUUGUGACAUAAAUCUAAAUUAUGUAUUAUAUAAUAUUUUAUAAAUAUACAAUCAAUAUUUUAUCGAUCCCAAAUAUUGGUUUUAAUUACAUUUUUAAUGAAUUGUUGCUUUGGAGCUUUAGCGCUUUUGCUUCUUGGGAGAAUAGAGAGUCAAACCCCCAACAAAAGACAAACAAAGAAAG